GUCGUCACUUCCUGUUUGCUGUUGCCUGGUUGUGAAAGUAAGUGGGCAUGUUCGGUUUGAAACAUUCCUGGCAAUGCGAGAGGAAGACAGCUCGUCUCCUCCCUCUGACAAACACUGACUGUGGUUCUUUGUGGCAUGGCGUCUGAGCACGGUGCCAGCACAUGGAGGUGCAAGCAGGUGGCCCAGUGGCUGCAGGAGCAUGGAUUUGAUGACUAUGUGAAGCUGCUUUGCUCUCAGCACCGCCUGGAUGGACCUAGUCUCCUCGCUCUGACUGAGGCAGACCUGCGGGGGCCUCCUCUGGGACUUACUGUGCUUGGAGACAUCAAGAGGCUGGCCAUAUCCCUCCGCCAGCUCCAAAGACAGAACCGAGCCCAGCUGGAAGAGCUUGGUCUCCAGCCUGGAGACAGUCUUGCUGCUCGACUCCCAUUGGCUCCCACUGUGGCUACAGAGGGGAGCUGGGACAUAUCCGACAGGCGCUACAAUGAGGGAGAUUGUCCCGGGAACGGCACUGAGCUGCGACUGAGGAAUGGCGGUCGAUUUGAAAAUGGCUUUGAUGGGAAACUGCAAUGUCACACUCACUCCAACGGGAGGUGUCGCCAGCACUUGGCUGGACGACUGGACCCAGAAGUCUGGAAGACUGUCUUAAGCGUCGUAUAUGUCUUUCUAGUCUUUGGCUUAACAUCUUUUGUCAUGGUUAUUGUACAUGAGCGCGUCCCAGACAUGAGGACAUAUCCACCGCUUCCUGACAUCUUCCUGGAUAGUGUUCCCAGAAUCCCUUGGGCUUUUGCAAUGGCUGAGGCAUGUGGCCUCAUUCUGUGCUAUAUGCUUGUACUGAUCUUGCUGCUUCAUAAGCACAGGUCUAUUCUCUUGAGACGAUUGUGUUCUCUGAUUGGGACUGUAUUUUUGCUUCGUUGCUGCACCAUGUUUGUCACCUCCCUCUCAGUGCCCGGCCAGCACCUCAAGUGUGCCAGUAAGACAUACGGUGAUUCAUGGGAAAAAAUACAGAGGACGCUAACAAUCUGGGUCGGAUUCGGGAUGACUCUGACCGGUGUCCAAACGUGCGGUGACUACAUGUUCAGCGGGCACACAGUCGUCAUUACGAUGCUCAACUUUUUUGUGACGGAAUACACUCCAAGGGGCUGGAAUAUGAUUCACACCAUAUCCUGGGUGUUGAACCUCUUUGGGAUCUUCUUCAUCCUGGCGGCACACGAGCACUAUUCCAUCGACGUGUUCAUCGCCUUCUACAUCACCACGCGCCUCUUCCUCUACUACCACACCUUGGCCAACACACGUGCCUACCAGCAGAGCCGCAGAGCGCGCAUCUGGUUCCCAAUGUUCUCCUUCUUUGAGUGCAACGUGAACGGACCCGUCCCCAACCAGUACCACUGGCCCUUCAGUAAACCUGCCUUCAUGAAAACGCUGAUAGGGUAAGGGGUCGGGUCGGGGUCGGGGGGGGUUUAGCACCGCAAGUGCAUGGACGUUGAAGUUCACACUCAUUGGAUUUUAUUUUGGUUGGUUGGUGUUGUUAUGCAUACGCAGCAUGAAACAUAGCGUUCACCCAAAGGAACCCAAAUAUUUGGUGAAUUUAAAUGGAUGCACUAACUAGAUUACCGGUAAGUACCUUUUUGAUUUUUUUGCACAUUAUAUAUUGAAUAUUUGGGGGGGGUUAUGGGUCUUAAGGGUGCAUGCACAUAUCCUGGAAGGUACCCCUUAUAUAAUCACUUUAAUGUUCCACUUUUCAUCCUAAUCUAGGCUAUUCAUCACACUCAGCAUUUGCUUAAAUAAACUCGGGUUUUCACACAGCUAGAACACAUGCCUGUUUGGUAACUGUUACCAAAGGAAACUUUUUAUGAAGAUCAAUAAGAUCAAAUAUAUAUAUAUAAAUGCUGCAUAAUCAGAUUUUAUUUUAUUUUAUGUAAUUUAUUGUCGUCGCACAGCAUGUUGAUCAUGUUAAGGAACUGAAGCUUUUUUUUUGUCUUACACUUGUGUUUACGCUAGCGUCUUGCAAACACAAAUACAUGUUUACACUGUCAGGGUUAAAAACACAAACUAUGUACAGAUGCAUACUAAUUGUUUACGAUCAUUGUCCUUAUUUGCAAUGCAGUGAUAAUCUUUGGCCAAAAGUUUACAACUUCAGGAAAUGUGUAUGUUUUAUACUGACUGGUUGCACUAACGUUUUAGUUUUUUCGCAUUAAUGAAAACAAAUAUUUAAAGCAUAAUGUGUAUUUUUUUAUUGUUUUUAAUUAAUAAUAAACGUCAAGCUUGUA
This is a messenger RNA of Entelurus aequoreus (snake pipefish), 2267 nucleotides long. RefSeq names its product sphingomyelin synthase-related protein 1-like. Gene Ontology annotation, biological process: ceramide biosynthetic process. NCBI's taxonomy places the organism in Eukaryota, Metazoa, Chordata, Actinopteri, Syngnathiformes, Syngnathidae. The record is from RefSeq and is a predicted model, not a curated record. Gene Ontology annotation, molecular function: sphingomyelin synthase activity; ceramide cholinephosphotransferase activity; protein binding. Gene Ontology annotation, cellular component: Golgi membrane; endoplasmic reticulum membrane. The transcript has 6 exons. Bases 136 to 1431 code for a protein of 431 amino acids.